Messenger RNA from Nelumbo nucifera (sacred lotus), 1180 nucleotides. The record is from RefSeq and is a predicted model, not a curated record. NCBI's taxonomy places the organism in Eukaryota, Viridiplantae, Streptophyta, Magnoliopsida, Proteales, Nelumbonaceae.
UUGAGUGGAAUGGGGUUCUCUCCGGUCUCCAGGCUCCAGCGGUUGAGUGAACAGCGAACAGCCAAAAAGGGUUCUCUCUCCGGCGAUUGAUUUUCUCUCUCACUCUCUCCAGCGACAGGCCAUGCCAUUCUUUCACUCAGAUAUCCUUCUUUGUUUUCGAUUUCUUUGAUUCUCUUUGGUUUCAAUAAUAUCCUUAUCAUUCUUGAGAGUGAUAUCUAGAAAGCAAUGAGCAAACUUGGUCUAAACCUUUCAUACAGUGCAGUCAGAGGAAUGGAGGAAGAAAACACAGCAUUAUUAGAACUGAACAGUAAGGCUUUCCACAUUUUCUCAGAUUUCAUGACGAGAAUUACACAGCUUGAGGAGUUGGUUUCAUUAGGAAGCAAGUUACUUUGUGGGUUACAAGAAUCCUUAGAGUUGCUUCGAAGGCCUCCGGUAAACAAGAAAUCUGAAGUUGUUGAUGCCAUCAUUAAAGCAAAUGAAACUAUGAGGUUAAAAGCAUAUCUUGAAGCUGGAUGUAUAACUGCAAAUGAUGGUGUACAAAGUAUAAGAAAGUUACAUGAAUGCAAACGAGGACUUCACGAUCAUCUGAAUAAAGAUCAAGCCAAGAGUCUUCUGAAUGAACUUGAAUCCCUCAUAGGAAAUAUUGUUGAUGUAGUUCAAGCUGCAAAUGAAAUUGUUCCAGAUUUUGGGAAACAUUCUCGUGAUGAAUUGGUCCAUCAAGCAACAAGUUUUGAAAAGGGGGAAUUGGAAUCACAUGAUAUUCAUAAACCUGAAGUUUCAGAUUAUGCUGCUACAAUGGGAAUCGUAUAUAGUAUGGUGAAGCAAGACUACACAAUGCAGGAAAAGAUCAUUUCAUCUCUAAGUCUUAACUCAUCAUCAGGAGAACUCGAGAGCUACACUUUGAUGUGGUCUUUGCGACCUUUCAUAAAUGAAGAUAUCAUGCAUCAAGCUUGGAGAUUUAUUCCCCAACUGUGAUUGUGGAGCAAUUGGCGCUUAGAAAGAAAUGCACUUGGUUUGGUUUGCAUAGAAAUUCAUAUUUAUCCCAGAUUAUUCUGUAUUUGCUUGGUGGGUUGUUCUUCAGUGAUUGUUUUUUGUUUUUUUUUUGACAAGUGAGAACUUGUACUGUUGUACAGAACAUUACACAACCAGGAAAUAUUGGUAAACAAUUUAAUAUUGAGUA